AUCCAACACCAAACAAACAUUUUGACUCUCGAGGAUUGCCCAAGCAAAGAAGAGGGAAGGGGAAAAAGGGGUCUCCACUUGGUGUCUGGGAUUCCAUGCAACCACGGUUGAGCUGCAUCUGCCCAGGCGUCCAAAAUACGACGGCAACACGCAACGCUCUAGGAAAGGAAAGCUGAUCUCUGUUGCCGAGUAUAAGUGGUCUUUUUUUUUUUUCCCCUUUAUAAAGAUAAUGGAGGCCGAUUCCGAGUCGUCCAUGAGGGGUCCUCGUCCACUUGGCGUCGUGAUCAAGCUGGGAACCAGCUCCAUCGUCGACGAGAAGAGCCAUGAACCCUUGCUCUCCAUCUUGACGUUGAUCGUCGAGACAGCAGUCAAACUCAGAAAAGAUGGCCACAGAGUCAUUAUUGUGUCUUCAGGAGCCAUCGGUGUUGGUCUCCGGAGAAUGGACGUAGAAAAGAGACCAAAGCAUCUUUCCAAACUACAGGCUCUGGCAGCCAUUGGCCAAUGCAGGCUCAUGAGCCUGUGGGACAGCCUGUUCAACCACCUCAGACAGCCCAUCGCCCAGAUUCUUCUUACAAGGAAUGAUAUCGCUGAUCGAUCACGCUACCUCAACGCCCAAAGAACAAUCAACGAGCUCCUCGACAUGGGCGUCAUCCCCAUCGUCAACGAAAACGACACCCUCGCCGUCUCCGAGAUCAAAUUCGGUGACAACGACACCCUCUCCGCCGUCACAGCCGCCAUGGUCCACGCCGAUUUGUUGUUCCUCAUGACAGACGUCGACUGCCUCUACGACAAGAACCCCCGGACGAACCCAGACGCCCAACCAAUCGAAGUAGUAGAGGACAUCUCCUCCCUCGUAGCAGACGUCUCAACGGCCGGCUCCUCCCUCGGGACGGGGGGAAUGUCCACCAAGAUCGUCGCUGCCAGACUGGCCACCUCGGCGGGGGUGACAACAGUCAUUACCAAAUCAUCCAACCCGGGGAACAUUGUCAACAUUGUCAAAUACAUCCAGUCCUCCCGGUCCCCCGGCUCUCCGUCCAAAUCCGGCUCCGACUCGGAGGAGGGCGACACUCCAGAAAUCAUGUCCUCCUCCACCUCCUCCCUCAAGAAACCAGCCAUCCCCCUCCACACCCGCUUCCUUCCCUCCCCUCACCCAGUCAGGGAUCGCUACUUCUGGAUCCUGCACGGUUUACGCCCCCACGGCACGUUGUUCAUCGACACGGGCUGCUACAAGGCCCUUUUGAACAAAGCCGGUCUUUUACCCGUCGGAGUUGUCGACGUGGAGGGGACUUUCCACCAGCAGGAAGCGGUCCGGAUCUGUGUCGUGGAUAAGAAACACCCUGGGCAGCAACCGCAGGAAGUGGGGAGGUGUCUGACGAAUUAUUCGAGCGCGGAGGUGAGCAGGAUCAAGGGGAAGCACACGAGUGAGAUUCCGGGGUUGUUGGGGUACAUGGACAGCGAGUAUGUCGCGCAGAGGGAGAGCAUCAGUUUUUUCAGCGGGUUUCACGGCGGGGGGGUGAGCAGGCCGGUUACGCCGGUGGGGAGUGGGGUUAACCUGGCGGGGAUGGUGACGCCCAAGAGGAGGGGGGCGGGGACGCCGGCGCAGGAGGAGAGGAGGUUGGAGGCGGAGGAUAAGGAGUUGGAGGAGGAGGGGUUGGUCAUGAGGGGGAAGAAGGAGGAGGGGCAGCAGGUUAGGUUUGUGGAGGAGGUCAAGAUUGUGGGGGAGGAGGGUAAGUAG
This is a messenger RNA of Podospora pseudopauciseta, 1735 nucleotides long. It is a transcript of the gene PRO1, whose product is annotated as Glutamate 5-kinase. Gene Ontology annotation, molecular function: ATP binding; glutamate 5-kinase activity; RNA binding. Bases 230 to 1735 code for a protein of 501 amino acids. Gene Ontology annotation, cellular component: cytosol; cytoplasm. The transcript has 5 exons. The record is from RefSeq and is a predicted model, not a curated record. NCBI's taxonomy places the organism in Eukaryota, Fungi, Ascomycota, Sordariomycetes, Sordariales, Podosporaceae.